ACCCACCCAAAAAAGACCACCAAUCCGACGAGUCCGACCACGCUCGCUUUCCGCAUCGGUCUCUCCUCUCCCAGAGUCCCUGUGGCGCGCGGCAGCGCUUCUCCGAUUCUUCCCGCAAGGAAGGCAGCGGCAAUCGGCCCCCGUUAUAAAACCUAUGAUCCGACGCCGCCUUGAUCCACCACGGCCUCCUCGUCCUCCGCAGCGCGCGCCCCCAUCUCGACGACACGAAUCCGCCGCCGUUUUCCGCGCGAGAGACAGAGACCUCGACGCGGCCGCCGCCGCCGCCGCCGCGUACCGCCGGGCGACGACCCCGAUCCACCCGCUGCUUUCUCCAGGAUUUCAGAAUGACUGAAAGUAUCAGUAACUACGAUAUGGGGGAGCAGUGUAUUAAAAACAUCCUCUCUCUAAUCAAACCAGUGGAGGAUGAUAGAAUGAAACGGCUAUAUGCAAUCCAGGAGCUGUCAAAUUCAAUACAUAAAGUUGCAGCCUUACGAGAUGCCGUUUUUAAACCUUUUGGGUCCUUUGUAUCGGACCUUUACUCAAAGUCAGGCGAUUUGGACAUAUCGGUUCAGCUCCCAAACGGUACAGUCUCCAGUAUAACCAAGCAGAAAAAGCAAUAUGUCUUGAAGGAAUUAAUGCGAUCGCUAAAAAGUAGAGGUGUUGCCGGACAAGUGCAGUUCAUUCCUUAUGCAAGAGUUCCAGUUCUUCAGUAUGUGAGCAACACCUCUGGAAUUUCAUGUGAUAUAUCCAUUAACAAUUACGCUGGGAGAAUUAAAUCCAAAAUCUUCAAGUGGAUCAGUAGUUUAGAUGCACGUUUUAGUGAUAUGGUUUUACUGGUCAAAGAAUGGGCGAAAGCUCAAAACAUUAAUGAUCCAAAAACUGGAACCCUAAACUCCUAUUCAAUUUGUCUGUUUGUUUUGUUCCAUUUUCAGACAUGUGAGCCAGCAAUCCUUCCACCUCUUAAGGAUAUUUAUGAAGGGAACAUUGAAGAAGAUAUUGCUGAAACCACAGGGUAUGAUGAGGAACAUCUCGAUGAGGUUUGCUCUGCAAAUAUAGAAAAUUUUCAACGUGAGAACAAGGAACAAAGGAAUGAAAGCUCUCUUUGUCAUCUGCUUGCAACCUUUUUUCGCAAGUUUGCCUCUAUCGAGACCCUUUCGGGAGAUGUGAUAUCCACUUACACGGGCCAGAUCAAACGAAUAGAGGAGAACCCAAGUUGGAUGGCCAGAUCAUACAGCUUAUUUAUCGAAGACCCAAUUGAGAGGCCUGAUAAUGCCGCUCGAGCCGUCUGCUUGAGAGGCCUUGAGCGAAUAGCUAGAGCCUUCACAGCUGCCAACAGUAAGUUCGCGUCUCUUGAGGGUGCCAGCCGCAAUGACUUACUGGAGAUGAUGUGUACGACUGCCGUUGUCUCGAAGCUUGUUACAAGAGAUAGCCAAGAAGGCACGGCUAACUCCUGUACAGACACUCCAGGGGUUAGCCAUCAACAUGCCAGGACUAUGGGGCAUUUGCCAGCGGGGCCAUCUGGUAAUCAAAAUCACCACGGGACAGGAGGAGGAUCUACGGUUGGCAGUCGAGUUCAUACCCCCCCUCCGCGCGCGUACGAUACAGCGCGCCAACCAACUGGAGGCCACCGCAAUCGUAGCCAGCCAGCAGGAGUGUAUCAAACAGCUGGACCAUACCAGAGCAAUGGCCAUCAGCAGGGGUACACUAGAGAUCUCCAAGAAACAGGGCACCGGAACUAUAGCCAUCCAAUGGCAGAAUCACACCAGAGUAAUGGCCAGGCACAGGUGCAUGCUACCAGCAUCCAAGCACCUAGGCAAUACCAGAACCGUAGCCAGCAGCCCCCGGCCAGAAGCUACAAUCACCAGUCGUCACGUCCAACGGAGACAGAAGGAUCAUGGCGUAAUCAGCAGCAGAAACCAACGCAGUACAGCAAUCAUAGCCAACAACGCCCGGCCAGAAAUUACAGUCACCAAUCGUCAAAUCCUACGACGACCGAGGCAGGAGUACACCGGACUCAGCAGCAGAGACAACAACAUACAUCAGGCCGUCAGACAAAUAGGAAUGCUGUGAAUACGAGGCACGCGCCUGAUGCUGGAAGGCCCCCCCAAAACGGACCAAGACCUCGAGAGUCGGGCACGAGAGUAUGGCGACCAAAGGAGCCGCAAACAGGGCGUACUAACCAGAACAGAUAGCAACGGGUUGCAUCGCAGCGUGUGUUUUGAGAUAGAUCGUGUUAAUUUGUGAUGGCUUUCUUCAGCCACUGCAAUAACUGUGAUUCGCAAAAUGCAAUCCCAUGAUUUUGUGCAGGUCCAAGUUAAUCGAUCUAGAUUCUUGUUUUUUUGACUCUGA
This is a messenger RNA of Oryza brachyantha (malo sina), 2349 nucleotides long. RefSeq names its product protein HESO1-like. Gene Ontology annotation, molecular function: RNA uridylyltransferase activity. The record is from RefSeq and is a predicted model, not a curated record. NCBI's taxonomy places the organism in Eukaryota, Viridiplantae, Streptophyta, Magnoliopsida, Poales, Poaceae. The transcript is spliced from 9 exons. The coding region runs from base 345 to 2192 and encodes 615 amino acids.